Molecule: messenger RNA, 540 nt
Organism: Rotaria sp. Silwood1
Lineage: Eukaryota; Metazoa; Rotifera; Eurotatoria; Philodinida; Philodinidae
Source: the annotation of a GenBank genome assembly
AUGGAAUGUUUCUAUGGUUCUAACUUUACAUACUUUUCAUGUCAAUCUGGUAGUACUGUCAAUUUUUCAUUAGACGUUAAUAGUGGUACGUGCUUUCGUUGGACUGUGCGCGAUAUGACAAUAUCGGAUUUCACAACACAAAUUGGCGUUAGUGCUGGUUUAUUGACUGCUUUUGGCUCUAUUGUUCAAAGCAUCCUACGUCUAUUACUCCUUGCAUUUCAACCUCGCUUUGGAGUAGCAGCUGAGCUUGAGGAACUUAAAAAGAAAACUACAUUUAGUGAGAAGGAAAUUCGAGAAUGGUACGCAGGUUUUAUGCAUGAUUGUCCAGACGGUGAGCUCGACAAGAAAACAUUUACUCGUAUCUUCAAACAAUUUUAUCUACACGAUGAUAAUAAAGCGGAUUCAUUCUGCAACUAUGUAUUUGAAAUGUUUGAUGAAGAUGGUAAUAAGACGAUGAGCUUCAAGGAAUUUCUUCUGGCUAUUUGUCCUUCAACCCAAGGUGAAUUGAAAAAACGAUUGGAACUCGUCUUCGAUAUGUAA